Messenger RNA from Gallus gallus (chicken), 6466 nucleotides. RefSeq names its product sphingosine-1-phosphate receptor 3 (gene S1PR3). Gene Ontology annotation, cellular component: membrane. Bases 461 to 1603 code for a protein of 380 amino acids. NCBI's taxonomy places the organism in Eukaryota, Metazoa, Chordata, Aves, Galliformes, Phasianidae. Gene Ontology annotation, biological process: G protein-coupled receptor signaling pathway. The transcript is spliced from 2 exons. The record is from RefSeq and is a predicted model, not a curated record. Gene Ontology annotation, molecular function: sphingosine-1-phosphate receptor activity.
GGCAGAGAAGGAGUGCAGCCAUCUCAGCCCCGCCCGACGUGGCCCGGCCCGGCCCGCGCAGCCCGCGAGCUCGGGAGCCGCUGCUGCUGAGCUUCGGGGAAGGGAGGCGAUCAGCACCCAUAGGUACUCCGUUCCCCGCGGGACGGCCCUCUGCCCGGCAUCGGUGCGGCAGUGGGUGUGUGCUAUGAGUCCCCUGUCCGGCCGCCAGGGAGCUCCUGUUCGGAGCUGGAAAGUUGCAGACUGUGGCGAGCCCGGGAUGCUGUGCGGAGCGGCAGGGCGAACCUGAUUUCUUAGCUGCUUUCCCAAAUUAACAUGUGAGACACGCUGGAUCUGGGAAUAUCCACUGCCUGCCCAGACGAGCACUUGGAGGAUUGUGGCUUGAUCUCCCUCUUGUGGAAAAUUACUGGAACUAAAUUCUUGUGACAUUAAAGAAGAAGCAUCCAACAGCAGCUAAUGAACUAUGUCAACAGUUACUGUGAUACCUGCUGCUGUUGUUGGUACUGAAGGAAAUGAGGAAAUGGACUCUCUGAUUGUACUGCAUUAUAAUUACACAGGAAAGCUUAUUCUGAGGGAAAAGGCAACUGAUAACAUAGACCUUACCACUGUUGCAUUUCUGAUCCUCUGUAGUUUCAUAGUCCUGGAAAAUCUGAUGGUGUUGAUUGCCAUUUGGAAAAACAAUAAAUUUCACAACCGCAUGUACUUUUUCAUUGGCAAUCUAGCUCUCUGUGAUCUAUUAGCUGGGAUUGUUUACAAAGUAAACAUUCUUAUGUCUGGGAAGAAAACUCUGAGCUUGUCCUCCACAAUCUGGUUUAUUAGGGAAGGCAGUAUGUUCGUUGCGUUAGGAGCCUCCACCUUCAGCUUAUUAGCAAUAGCUAUUGAACGACACUUGACAAUGAUUAAGAUGAGGCCUUAUGAUGCAAAUAAAAAAUACAGAGUAUUCCUUCUCAUUGGAACCUGUUGGCUUAUUUCAAUCUCCUUGGGUGCCUUGCCCAUCCUUGGCUGGAACUGUAUAAACAACUUGCCAGAUUGCUCAACAAUUUUGCCUCUUUACUCCAAGAAGUAUGUUGUAUUCUGCAUUAGUAUCUUCAUAGCCAUUCUGGUAGCCAUUGUUAUUCUUUAUGCACGCAUCUACAUCCUGGUGAAGUCCAGCAGCCGUAACGUCACUAACCACAACAACUCAGAGCGGUCCAUGGCACUCCUUAGGACUGUUGUAAUUGUUGUUAGUGUCUUCAUUGCCUGUUGGUCACCAUUGUUCAUUCUGUUCCUUAUUGAUGUGGCCUGCCAAGUCAGGGAGUGUUCUGUCCUAUUCAAAGCCAACUGGUUUAUAGCUCUGGCUGUCAUCAAUUCUGCAAUGAAUCCUAUCAUCUAUACUUUGGCUAGUAAGGAAAUGCGUCGAGCUUUCUUCCGACUUGUUUGUGGCUGCCUGGUGAGAUCCAGGGCAGCCAGAUCUAUGCCUAUCCAGCCCACACCAGAUCACAGCCGAAGUAAAUCCAGCAGCAGCAACACCCAGAAGCCGAAGGAUGAUUUCCCACAGAUGAGCAUUCCCUCAUGUGUCAUUGAGAAACGUGAACCUUCAUUUUGCAAUGGAAGCUUCUGUAAGUAAAGUAUUCCUCAAGACAAGGACCUUUCUGUGGCUUAGAAUUAAACUACAAGUGUAGUUUAAGUAUUUGUGCACUUAAAUUGUAGGGGGAAACACUAACCGAUUAUUUAACUUCAAGGACUUCAUCAUCAACAAUCAUUCGCUUUGCAUGUCUUUCAGUGAGACAUCUUAUUCAGAAAUAACUUCUUAUGUUACUCAGCAGCCAGUACAGAGACCAUGCACAUCUACUGACAUUGUGACCAGGAUGACAUUACAUUGUGAAGCUGUAUUUGACACCAUCUGAUCCUUCAGGACAUCAGUAAAACCUGUUACAUUCACUAAAUGUUCACAAAAUAAGUAAAACUUCAGCAUUCACUAAACACUGCUGACAAUAAAAAAAAUGAGCCUGAUUUUUGCUGACUCAGAGAAAAGCUCAUUCCAUAUAUUGGGGAUUAUAAUUCUGUGUAUGUAUCUUUCUGUUACAUUAAUGGCCUUACUUGUAUGUCAUAUAAUAUAGCUGUAUAUUUGUACAAUACUUUAUUAAAAAGUCAUUGACUGGUUGGAGUUAACUGUAGUUUAAACAUUAUAUUGUAGUAUAGAGUAGAAGGUGACAAAUUAUAGUAAUAGAUAGAUGUGUUCCAAAGGGGAUUUUUAAAAUACUUUAAGUAGUAGCUUUAAACUGACAAACUUUAAUGCCAUACCAAUGCAGUAUUUUUAUGUUUCCACUGUUACUCAAACUUUUCAUGUUCAGUGAAAGACAACAUGAUAGUUGUCACUGUGAAAUUUCAGAAUUUAUUUUGUGUGCAGUAGUAAAUAACUAUUGUGAGAGAUUAUAUAUGUUUGCUAUUUAAAGCAGUUAAAAUGUGACCCAACCAUACAUAUAUCAAGAGUGUGUACUAGUUCAAAGCAUAUAUUUUUAUUUACUAUUUUUAGUGUAUUUAAAAAUGCAUGUAAAACCUAUGUAAAACCUAUGUACCUUGUGAAUGCACUACCUAAGUUGACAUCUUCAGUUCUGAAGAAGAGGUAUAUCAUUUCAGAUAGCAGUGAACCACAAUCUGAUUCUUGUGGAGUUACUCAUUCUCCCUCUGGACACUACCACAGCAUGGGAUUGUGAAAUAAAUUCUCCUAGGGAAGAGGCCCCACCAGUAGGAUGAGAUCCCAUUUUCUGGUAGAGGGACAUUAUGCUUCUAUUGUCUCUGAGCACUUUUGUAGAUAGGGGAGAAAAGAUGUGGUACAACAGAGUCAUGCUGAACAGCAUCUCUCAGUUUAUACCAGACCCUGCCUUGGAUCUGGAAUGAAAGCCCAUUCAUUUUGGAAGACCUUCCAACUUUUCAGGAGGCUCAGAAUCAUCCUUUUGAGGGGCUGGCCCAGAGAAACCUCUAUGAAAACAGCUUUGUAGUUUAUCACUGCCUUACCAGCCUCAGUACAGGAUGCUGUUUGGCAUCACUAAGACUUAAGACCCAGAGUAGAUAGGACUUCAUAAGCAUCUGAGUUUAUAUUCCCAUGGAAGUGGCCUGUGGUACUUCCAUCCAGGUACUUUACAGCUAGAGGCUUUGGUGUAGGCUUUCCCUUCAGUGGAAGGGAAGUACUCAGAUUACUUGGGCUUUUCUGAAGAUUCCUGCUUAAUGUCUCAAACCACACUUCACCUUAAGCACUAUCAGAAGAGGCUGUGGCUUUUUUAAUUAAUAACUUGUAGGAGCUCAUCCUUAGCUUGAGUUUGCUCUUAAUCAUUAUCAACCGCAUUAAGACUCUUUCCAAGCAUGUAUAGUGCGUGAAUAUAAUGUGUGUAGCAAAUGCCUUUAAAAUGUAGUUUGCAUUGUGAUUAUCUUUACAAGUUAGCAGUGUACUUGUACAUGUUUUCUUGCUGUUAAUGAAGUGUAAGAACAAAGAACAUAGAUUGCAUUUGAACAAACUGUGAAAGAGAGUAGUAAGUAUGAAUAACUUCUACCAAAAAUGGUAUAAUGCAAGGCAUAUAGAGAGGAAAGAACCAGCUAAACAAAGCUUACCGUGAACAGGAGCAUAAACUGCAGAUAUGGGCGAGGUCAGCAGCUCUGUAAGUUUUUUAGAAAUAAAACUGACAACAUUGUAUUGUUGUGGCUUAAGUUUUUAGAUGUUACAGUGCUAUUUGUGUGCAUUUUCAGUCUUGAAGAUCUGCCUUGGAAGUUGCGUGUUUGGAAACCGCCUGCAAAAAUGUUAACGUGCUCCUAAGUGCUAGCUUAUGAAGUGGUGGCAUGUGGCAGCAUUUCUUGCUUUUUGUAAAUGAGAAAGGCUGAAAAGACAGGACAGCUGAUGGAGAAAACAUUGUGGCUGUUCCACACAAACCCUCACAUUGUGUUAUGAUGUUAUGUGAUAUUCCAUAUUUAGGUGAAAAAUAAAAAUUGCAGUAGCCAAAAUCUAGAAACACGUCUGUAAAUACGAGUUGCGACAUCUGGAUGCUAGCCUUAGCUAUUGCUAGUUGAUGUAUGGUACAAGCAAUACAAGUAACUGUUCGAAGAUGUGAUUAUGUGUCAAUAAUAAUUAAAAGAAACAAACAAACAAACAAACAAACCCACAGCUCUCACUCCACUUUCUUAUUUUGGAGGUUUUUGUUUUUCUUUUUUAAGUUUUGGUUUUCUUUGAGGGCAGGGAGUUGGAAAGUGUGGAGUAUUUUAUUGCUCAGGCAUACUUGAAGCAGGUUCCUAAUACUCACACUUUCUCAUGGAACACUGAUAAUAAAAUUUACAAAAUACUGGCAAAUAAAUAAAUAAAUAAGUCUUGGUCUUUCUUCAGUGGGUACAGCUCACUAGCAUAUACUAGGCUAAACACAGAUUUGGGAAGAUUUCACAGCAAAAUUCUGGAGUAGGAUAAAUCAAGGGCUUAGAAGUACUGGACUCUAAACAAUCAGGAAAUAGCUCUAUGCUUGAAGCUUCUUACCCCCUAAAAUUUUAUAAAGUUCCUUAAAUUGCUGUGUUGAAUCCAAACUUUUUAAUACCUUGGCUGAUUUGAGUCUGCCAGAAAUCUGAAUCGAUCUCUCUUCAUAAUUGGUUUUACAUGAAACAAAAAACUGUUAAGCAAAGUCAGAUUUCAUUCAUACUAUUUCAUGAAUUGGGAUUUUUUUUUUUUUUCCAGAUUGCAAAAGAAAUUGAAAUCCAACCAUCUAAGGUGAAGAAAAAAAAACAAAAAAACCCUUCAUAUGCAGCUUUCACAAGAGUCACAUUGCUGACAGUCUGUUAUAGAGUAUGAGUACCAUAAACAUUUAGAAAACUUUUAUUUGAAUCUCAAAGCUUUGAGCAAAGUUGAUAUGUAGAAAUCAUCUUUUAAAGAAAUGUACAAAGAUUUUGGUCCUUCCUAGAAAACACAGUUUUAAAUUCUGGAUGCCAUGCCUGAAAGCACUACCUGUGAGAGCAGCAGCCUUGGGCUGCUGCUCUGCCAGUCUGGAGCCAGCAGAAAGCUCUGCCUCUGUUCUCGGAGCCAAUCUGCUCUCUGACCUUAUCUGCUUUGAAGGCCCACUGCAUUGGCUGCAACAUCCAUAGAAAAGGCACAUUUUGCACUAAGUGACUGUAAAUAGGGUGUAGCAUUUCCUGAAGCAUUUGUUUUUUCCAAUAGCUUUAGUGAGGAAAUGGAAAACACACCUGGGUGUAAAAUGCCAGGUGCCAAAAAGCUGAGAUCCUGAGGGCAACCAAUCCACCCCUGGUGAGCUAAGCUUUGUUAGCAUCAAUUCUAUUAGUGUCAUUUAACCUACCAUUUCCCGUACAAUCUGCAGCACAGAUCAGCCCCUUGACUAUGAUGGAAGCCCCACCCUGAGUCUGGGGACAGUCUCCUCUCAUGGUAAAAACUCACUAGCUGCAAGAACUGCAGCAGUGAUCAGGGGUUUCUGCUGGGCUGUCACUGAGCCAUGAGUCUCAAUGCAGCCUUGAGCAGGCUGCAAGAGUUGAAAUACCGUGAAGAGGUAUGUAGGCAUCUAUGUGGCCUUCAGGGCUGCAGCUCUUGCCAAGGGCAAUGCAACUUCCCAGGACAGUCCUGGGCUAAACUUUUCUUCCAUUGGUUUUGAGGGAAGGGUCUUUGCAAAGAACUAUUCUGGUGGUGUAGGAAGGGGAACUGGGGAGUGUCAGCCCAGCUAAACGUCCUUCAAAUGUGAAGGCUUUCUUAGCGCACUAAACAGCUUCUCUUGUAUGGACAUCAUCCUUGCAGUCACUCUCCAUGGAGAAACUAUGGAACUGGUUACUCUUACCUAUUUAGCAUGCCAAGCAGGACAGAUACCUUUUCAGGUGAGCACAUCAUCUGCCACAAAGAGUAUGGGCCUGUUCUUGCACCAAGAAAAAAUUAUUUGGCAAAAUAGAGAAGUGGAAAUCAAAAUAAUCUCUGUCAAAGUGAAUGGAACUGCUCUAGUGUAAAGUCAGUGUAACUAAGACCAAUACCUUUACACACUGCCUUGUCCUCUGAAAUGUUUGGUCUCUGUUUCUACUGGGUAGUUCAUUAACUUAAAAAUAUUCAAUAUCCAAUCAAUUCAAGUUAAAUGUUGUAGGUAGGUAGGUAGGUAGAUAGCUACAUAGAGAUGGUCUAUUAGGGAGCUUGGUCAUAGGAGCACAAACUCAAGCCCAGUUUACAUGCAUUCAGUUUUGGUAGCAGUGCUUGUUAUUUUAUUAAUUUGGUUAUCAAACACAAACUGAAUAAUCAGAAAACAGCUGCAUGACACUAACAUUCCAAAUUCUGUUGCUCAAGGACUUUCUCAGAGACAAAGUUUGCCUCCAUAACUAGAAUAUCACAAUCAGCAGGCAGGCAAACACUUUGAGAUUCACCAAAGUUUUGGGAAUAUAAAUUAUCACAAUUUUUCCACACACAUUAUUUUUUCCUGCACUUCUCAAUUAAAAUUUUUUCUAAAAACAAUAAAUAUUAAUAAAUAUAAAA